Molecule: messenger RNA, 4169 nt
Organism: Syngnathus acus (greater pipefish)
Lineage: Eukaryota; Metazoa; Chordata; Actinopteri; Syngnathiformes; Syngnathidae
Gene: mib1
Product: mindbomb E3 ubiquitin protein ligase 1
Exons: 22
Coding region: 582-3710 (1042 amino acids)
Biological process (GO): protein ubiquitination
Cellular component (GO): cytoplasm
Molecular function (GO): zinc ion binding; protein binding; ubiquitin-protein transferase activity
Source: RefSeq, a predicted model, not a curated record
AGCUGGUUGUUGUUGCUCGUCUGGCCACUCGGAGGGAGCGAUGAUGAUUGACAAUAAUGGCGGCGGGUUUAUUCUGACUUGACUCCAGCAGGGGGGGUAGGGAGAGGAGAACAGAAGACGGAGAACCAUCUCCGGGCCGACAAAGCCCACACCUUGAGGUGAAUCUUAUGCAUCCGCACGGUGCACUUGGGACCCCCCAAAAGGAGCGAAAAUAAGACUUGGCUUGAGUAAGGGCUUUAUCCUGCUAGCUUAGCUUUAGCUCGGUUUUAGCUUGCUAAGUUUAAGAGGUUAGCAUUCUUGAGGCGACGAGGGUCAGCUAAGCAAACAAUGUCGCCGCUUCGCCAGCUCUCCGCGUAAUUACUCUCCCGUUUUCCAGGGGCUCGACGAAUGCAGCGCUUCUUUGCCAAAGAAGAGCCCAUCUUCUUCAGAAGGUAGCGGGGCUAGCUUUGCGGAGCUGUGCGGCUUCUGUUACGGACUUGCAUUCAAAAACUGCCCGCCGCCUUGUUGCCAGCUCGCACAGCUAGCUCGCUAACUCUCCAAAAGAUUGUUGGGGCCAAUUCCCCCCGCUCUUCGUUUCUUAAAUGACCACCGGUAGGAACAACCGAGCCAUGAUGGAAGGAGUCGGAGCGAGAGUGGUUCGGGGACCCGACUGGAAGUGGGGUAAGCAGGACGGCGGAGAGGGACAUGUCGGCACCGUCAGGAGUUUUGAAAGUCCCGAGGAGGUGGUGGUCGUCUGGGAUAACGGCACCGCUGCGAAUUACCGUUGCUCUGGAGCAUACGACGUGAGGAUAUUAGACAGUGCUCCCACGGGCAUCAAGCAUGACGGAACAAUGUGUGACACCUGCCGUCAGCAGCCCAUCAUUGGAAUUCGCUGGAAAUGUGCUGAGUGCACCAAUUAUGACCUCUGCACAACCUGUUACCAUGGUGACAAACAUCACCUGAGACACCGCUUCUACAGGAUCACCACCCCGGGCAGCGAAAGAGUUCUCCUAGAGUCGAGGCGCAAAUCAAAGAAAAUCACCGCCAGAGGCAUCUUCACCGGAGGCCGGGUAGUGCGAGGCGUGGACUGGCAGUGGGAAGAUCAGGAUGGAGGCAACGGAAGGCGAGGAAAGGUGACGGAGAUUCAAGACUGGAGCGCAGCCAGCCCUCAUAGUGCCGCCUACGUGCUUUGGGACAACGGGGCCAAGAACCUGUACCGUGUCGGUUUUGAGGGAAUGUCGGACCUGAAAUGUGUUCAGGACGCCAAAGGAGGGUCCUUUUACAGAGACCACUGUCCUGUGUUGGGUGAGCAGAAUGGCAACAGGAACCCCGGCGGUCUUCAGAUCGGGGACCUGGUCAACAUCGACUUGGACCUGGAGAUUGUCCAGUCGCUGCAGCACGGUCACGGCGGCUGGACCGACGGCAUGUUCGAGACGCUCACCACCACCGGCACGGUGUGCGGCAUCGACGAAGAUCACGAUAUUGUGGUGCAGUAUCCCAGCGGGAACAGGUGGACGUUCAAUCCCGCCGUACUAACGAAAGCCAACGUGGUGCGCAGCGGUGAAGCGGCCGCUGGAGCGGAGGGAGGCACCUCGCAAUUCCUUGUGGGGGACCUGGUUCAGAUUUGCUACGACAUCGACCGCAUCAAGCUGCUACAAAAAGGCCACGGGGAGUGGGCCGAGGCCAUGCUUCCUACCCUGGGGAAGGUGGGCCGCGUGCAGCAGAUCUACUCUGACAGUGACCUGAAGGUGGAGGUGUGCGGGACGUCGUGGACGUACAAUCCCGCUGCUGUCACCAAGAUCGCUCCCUCAGGCUCCGCCGUUAGCAACGCCUCCGGAGAGCGUCUCUCCCAGCUGCUGAAGAAACUGUUUGAGACACAGGAGUCGGGCGACAUCAACGAGGAACUGGUCAAGGCGGCAGCCAACGGAGAUCUGGCCAAGGUGGAAGACAUUUUGAAAAGACCCGACGUUGACGUGAACGGGCAGUGCGCUGGACACACUGCGAUGCAAGCGGCCAGUCAGAACGGUCACGUGGACGUUCUCAAGCUCCUGCUCAAACACAGCGUUGAUCUCGAGGCAGAGGACAAAGAUGGGGAUCGGGCGGUGCACCAUGCGGCCUUCGGUGACGAGGGUUCAGUCAUCGAGGUACUGCAGCGGGGCGGCGCCGACUUGAACGCCAGGAACAAGCGCAGGCAGACGCCAUUGCACAUAGCUGUCAACAAGGGACACCUGCAGGUGGUCAAAACGUUGCUGGACUUUGGCUGCCACCCAAGCCUCCAGGAUUCUGAGGGCGACACACCCCUGCACGAUGCCAUCAGCAAGAAGCGAGACGACAUGCUGUCUGUGCUGCUGGAGGCCGGCGCCGACGUCACCAUCACCAACAACAACGGCUUCAACGCCUUGCACCACGCCGCUCUGCGAGGAAACCCCAGUGCGAUGCGCGUGUUGCUAUCCAAACUGCCCAGGCCGUGGAUUGUGGACGAGAAGAAGGACGACGGCUACACGGCGCUGCACCUGGCGGCCCUCAACAACCACGUGGAGGUGGCCGAGCUCUUAGUUCAUCAGGGCAACGCCAGCUUGGACAUCCAGAACGUCAACCAGCAAACAGCCUUACACCUGGCCGUUGAGCGACAGCACACCCAGAUUGUCAGGCUGCUGGUGCGAGCCGAGGCCAAGCUGGACGUGCAGGACAAGGACGGGGACACGCCGCUCCACGAAGCACUGCGACAUCACACGCUGUCCCAGUUGCGGCAACUCCAGGAUAUGCAGGACGUCAGCAAAGUGGAGCCCUGGGAGCCCUCCAAGAACACGUUAAUCAUGGGCUUAGGCACCCAAGGGGCGGAGAAGAAGAGCGCGGCGUCCAUCGCCUGCUUCCUGGCCGCCAACGGAGCCGACCUGACGGUGCGUAACAAGAAGGGCCAGUCGCCUCUGGACCUGUGUCCCGACCCCAGCCUCUGCAAGGCGCUGGCCAAAUGUCAUAAAGAGAAAAGCAGCGGCCAGGUGGGCACACGCAGCCCGUCUCUGAACAGCAACAUGGAGUCCUUGGAGGAGUGCAUGGUGUGCUCGGACAUGAAGAGAGACACUCUCUUCGGGCCUUGCGGACACAUUGCCACGUGCUCCCUCUGCUCACCCCGUGUCAAGAAGUGUCUCAUCUGCAAAGAUCAGGUCCAGUCACGCUCUAAGAUUGAGGAGUGCGUGGUGUGCUCGGACAAAAAGGCGGCUGUCUUGUUCCAGCCCUGCGGCCACAUGUGCGCUUGUGAGAACUGUGCCAACCUCAUGAAGAAGUGCGUACAAUGUCGCGCUGUGGUGGAGCGCCGCACCCCCUUUGUGCUUUGUUGUGGGGGGAAAGGUAUGGAGGAUGAUGAUGAUGAUGAUGAUGCCGCAGAUGAUGAUGUGGAUGAUGAUGAUGAUGAUGACAUUAGGAGCUCUAACUCUAUGGCAGGGGGAUCGCAGGAUCUUCUCCAGCCCAACAAUCUGGCACUAAGUUGGUCGAGCGGCAACAUCCCCGCCCUGCAGCGGGACAAGGACAACACCAACGUCAACGCGGACGUUCAGAAGCUCCAGCAGCAACUGCAGGACAUCAAGGAACAGACCAUGUGCCCCGUGUGUCUGGACCGGCUCAAGAACAUGAUCUUCAUGUGCGGCCACGGUACCUGCCAGCUGUGCGGCGACCGCAUGAGCGAGUGCCCCAUCUGCCGCAAGGCCAUCGAGCGCCGCAUCCUCCUCUAUUAGGCUCUCUGGCGUCAGACCACCCACCCACCCACGCCCGCGAACGCACCACCAGCCACCAAAGCGUAUCCCCUCAGCAGGCUUACUCUGUUGCUUAACAUGGAGACAUUUUUGAACGGAUAUCCUCAUUAUUCUGCCUUUCGGACCUCUCCAAAUUGAAAGGCACGUCUUGAAUCUCGCCCGGGGAAGGACGGCGUACGAGCGCAUGACUCUCGUUUGGUGUCAAGUGUUGCACCCCCCAGAAAAGCCACGUUUGAUCCCUAUUAUUGUGCAGGAAGAACCCUGCGUGGAUUUUGAGUCGUUUGCUUUGGCAACUUUCAUUUCAUGGUUCUAUGAGUUUGUUUUUUUUAUAGGAGGAAGAGAACCCGGGCGGUUCUGAAACGGCAACGUGAGCGGUCAGCCUUCAGUUCUGUGAGGAGGACGCAGGUAGAAUGACACCUUGUUGACUAGACAUCCAAACAU